Bacillus rossius redtenbacheri is the source of this 4438-nucleotide messenger RNA. It is a transcript of the gene sm, whose product is annotated as heterogeneous nuclear ribonucleoprotein L. Gene Ontology annotation, biological process: regulation of RNA splicing; mRNA processing. Gene Ontology annotation, molecular function: mRNA binding. The transcript is spliced from 14 exons. Gene Ontology annotation, cellular component: nucleus. The coding region runs from base 115 to 1638 and encodes 507 amino acids. NCBI's taxonomy places the organism in Eukaryota, Metazoa, Arthropoda, Insecta, Phasmatodea, Bacillidae. The record is from RefSeq and is a predicted model, not a curated record.
ACAAACCAGAUUGGGCGAAUGGAGUAGCAGCAUCUAGAUCUUCUUUAUUCUCUUUGUUAACGUCGUGUGGAGUUUGGUUGUGCGUCGUUGAGUUGUGAGGUUUUGAGUUAAAUAAUGGCUUUUAAUGGUGAUGCCCCAAUGAUUAAACGUCCGCGGACCGAUUUAGAAUCAGGACAGCACAGAAACCAUUCGGACCAGUAUGGUUAUGACGAGCCGAGAAGGAAGAGAUCCGAUAAUGAGAAAGCAAAUCAUGUGCUGCUGUUUACGAUUCUAAAUCCUGUGUACCCAAUUACAGUGGAUGUUCUACACACAAUCUGUUCUCCAAAUGGUCAGGUACAGAGAAUUGUGAUCUUCAAAAAGAAUGGCGUCCAAGCUAUGGUGGAGUUCGACAACCUGGAGUCGGCCAAGAGGGCGAAGGAGUCCCUGUACGGCGCCGACAUCUACUCCGGCUGCUGCACUCUCAAGAUCGACUUCGCCAAGCCGACCAAGCUGAACGUGUACAAGAACGACCAGGACAGCUGGGACUACACUAACAGCGGCAUGAGCAAACCGGAGCCGCCCUCGCCCGGCCGGCCCGCGCCCCUGCUACAGGAACCCAGGUUCGGAGCCGGGCCGCAGCCCUACAGUAAGUCGGACGGCUACCCCGCUCCGUACUCCCGAGCUCGAGUCCCCCCUGCUGCAAGAGAGUCGAUGCGUGGGCCGUCUGUUCCACCCUACGGUCCAGCAGCCCCCGACCGCUACGACGACGGAUACCAGAAUGGCCCCGGGCCGUACGGAGAUCAUUACGUGGAUAGGUACCAGCCGAUGGACAGAAGUGUGCCCAGGUACGGCAUGAAGCCGGAGUACGGGCGGGAGCCGCUGCACCCGACGCCUCCCCGCGCCGGGUACGGCCACGGGCCCCCGGCCAUCCCGCAGCCCCCCGGCGGGCCGGGCUCCUCGGGCAGCCAGCAGGGGGCCGUCAUGAUGGUGUACGGCCUGGACACGGAGCGGGUCAACGCCGACAAGCUCUUCAACGUCUUCUGCCUCUACGGCAACGUGCUCAGGAUCAAGUUCUUGAAGACGAAGGAUGGGUGUGCCAUGAUCCAAAUGGGGAAUGGUCUGGCCGUGGAGAGAUGCGUGCAGUAUCUCAAUAACGUCCCAGUCUUCAACUCUAAGCUGCAACUGGGGUUCUCAAAGCAGCCGUACCUGAGUGAUGUGGUCAAUCCAUACUCGCUCCCAGACAAGAGCCCAUCUUUCAAGGAUUACAUGGGCAGCAAAAACAACCGCUUCAACAACCCGAAAAUGGCCAGUAAGAACAGGAUCCAGGCCCCAUCCAAGAUCUUACACUUCUUCAACACUCCACCCAACAUAGAUGAGAACGCACUGCACAAAGUGUUUGAAGACAAUGAGGCACCAUCUCCCAAGACAAUCAAGCUGUUCCCUCUGAAAACCGAUCGCAGUUCUUCUGGUCUCAUGGAGUUCGAUGACCUGGGACAAGCCGUGGAAGCUCUCAUGCUGUGCAAUCAUCAGCCAAUCCCAAACCCAACCGGGAAGUUCCCGUACAUCAUGAAACUCUGCUUCUCAUCUUCGCGGUCCAUCCCCAACACCAUGCGUCACCCCAAGAACGAGAUGCAGGAGGACGAAGAUGAAGACGAGUAGGCCGGCUACACACACAAUGUCACCCCAGUUCUGGCUACUUGAUCCUCAUUUGUCUUGUUUUAUUGUCGACUGCUGUAACAAAAUUCCUCUUAUGACAUUUCAGUGUUUUAAUGUUGUAGUAAUUACAGUAUCAUUAGUUUCUUAGCAUGUGUUAACUUAUAAGUGGUGAAGUACUUUUUUUUGUACUCUUUUACCUUCAUCUUAUUGUGUAAAAGUAUUUUUAAAUAAAUAAUCAUUUCUUGAUUUGUUUAAAACAUUUGCUUAGUUUUUAUGUAAGUGCUGGAUUAAUUUAAGUUAGGUUUUUAUACAAACUAAUUACAAUAUUAAAAAAUAGUACUAUUUCGUAGCAUCCUUGGUAGCAAGAUCUGUACUGUAUCUUGGCUGGCCCUUUUUUUUUGUUUAAUUUGAAUAUGCCAAGUUGUUGCGUUUAUGAGUGUGGCUGGUUUUGAACAUUUACUUGGUGACAUUUUCAUUGUGUGUGGGUGAGGCGACCAAUAUUGUUUACGGAGACCAUUAAUAAAGACAUGGGAUGGGAGAGAUUAGGCUGAAUGUAUUUGCUUGCUCUUGAAGAAGCUAUAUGCCAUGUGAGCAGCGUUCAGAACGAAGGAAGGCCAACAGCGCAGUUAGGCGUGUCAACAUCCGAUUUAGUCAAAUCCUUGUGUGAGCUAGAUCACAGGGUAACUCUAAAACAUAUCAGUAUAGUGCUUAAAUAUACUAACUAAACGUAGGUUAAACAUAAGGAUGAAAUGCUAUUUUCAAGUGUCAUUCCUGAAAUUUUUAAAUGGUGUCAUUGGUGUUUUUUACAUGUUGGAUGUUGAUGUGUUGUAUUUGAUUGUAUUAAGUUUGCUUCUUUCUGCACUCCUUGGUCUUCCUCCUGGUUCACUGCGCUUGUAUUCCAUGUUUCACUGCGCUUGUAUUCCAUGUUCACAGAAUUUGUCUGCCAAGUGUGUGUUGGGCCCUUUCUCCUCGUCGUCAUAUUUAUUAUCGUAUAAAGACAGUAGGUAAUAGCUAACAGUAUCAUGGUAGGUGUUUAGACAACUAAGGAUAAUAAUAUAUGGUUAGAAUAUUUUUAAUUUUUGAUUAGAAGGGUAGUUAGUUUAGAAUCACGUAAGAGUUUCUCCUAGUUCGUAUGGUUAGUUUUAGUUAAAAAAAUUUGUAAUCUUUUAUUUUUACAGUGAGUGAUAAUCCUUGGGAAUUUGAUUUUUGUACUACUCAGUUUGCUUAAUGCGCAACGGGACACAUUAUUGUGGUAAAUUGGCGUAUCAUACUGUGCUGCUGAUGGUGGCCAUUUUCUUUCUCGUCGUGACAGCGUAGUCAGACACCUUCCCUGACGCACACUACAGUAACAUGGUUUACAGUGUGUUUUCUCUGUUUGAUGUCGUAUUGACUUGGGUAAUGCUAAAAUAAGAUUCUUCUUCUGGAAAUGAUGUAUUGUUUUCACUGGAGUGCAGUUCAUAAUUUAAGGAGGUUAUGAACACCAGUUUUGCUAUUCCUGCCAGUUUAAGGAUACAAUUACUUGUGGAUAAAUGGUUGAAUGCAUUACUUUAAAAUUUAUUUUGUCUUGGUUCUCAUGGUGGGGUUAAAUAGUGUUUGAGAUUUGCUGAGUGAUUUGAGUUCACUGUUAUCAUACCAUUUAUUCUCAACUGUAUUUUUUUUUUUACUGGGAAUGGAUUUUAAAUUCUCGUGAGUUUUUGGUGAGCGAGGUAUAUUUAUGUUCACAUAUACUUUUUUUAUUUUUCAAAUUGUUGCUUAUGUGUUUGUUGAAAAUAAGUAGGUUGUAAAAUUUCAAGUCAUCUCUUGUAUUCUUGUGUAUUUGGCAUUAACUUGUAAUACAAAGUAGAUCUUAACAAAGCUGGUAACUGUUAUAGUAGAAAAUAGGCUCUUAGCUAAGUGAGUGGUUUUUUGGUGAAAAUUCUUUGGUGAGUCAUCUCACGCCUCUUUUGUGUCAACCAAAAAUGGUUCAAGUUUUCAGAAAUGUAAGUGUGAAAGCGUGCAGUUUGAAAAGAAAGAAAUGUAUGAAAAUAUACCCUUUAAACCAGAUAAUGUUUGUAUAUCAUUAGCUUAAACUAAAUUAUUGUAUAUUAUCUCUCUCUCUCUCUUUACUGAGUAGUAUAAACUUACUGUCCAGUAACUUUUAGGUAAGGUAAUUAAGUGUAACAUUUGUGGAUUGCAGUAGUUUUGAAUGUAGCAAACACAAUCUUUCCUUGCAAGUAGACAUUGAAAGUGAUAGGGCAAUAGUAAUUUUAACAUUUACAAAGAGCUAUGAAAGUCAAUUAUGAACCUGCUACUGAACUAAGAGAAUGUAGGAUUGUGAAAACCACUGCAUACUUAAUUUUCUUCUAAGUUUUUGCGCAACCUUUCAAUACUGCUGCUAUAAUGUUCAGUAUAGAGCAUUUGUAUUAUUAUACUACAAUCGGUAUGUUAACAGAUGUUCAAAUUUAUUAUUCAUUGGGAAUAUUUGUUGAAUUAUGGACAAUUUUGAUGCAAGGGUUUUUUUUCCCUUUCCUGAAGAGAGAAGAGGGGAGUGCUGUGUGUAUCAACUCUGUUGUGCGAGGUGGUGAAUGUGUUUGCAAGGUUUUAUUUAUGCAGUGGGUACUUUUUAUUGUAGAGAACAUCAAUUUAAAUUUUCAGGUGAACUAAAAUAUUGACAGUAGUAACUGUUGAAAUGUGUUUUUCUUUCAAAUAAAAAUGUUUCAGUGAAUAGUUUUAAGUUGACUGCACAACUUGUAUAUGUAAAGUGUAUCAGUUGACCAUAGGUAGGUUUAUGUAAAUAAAGUGGCAUUGCCAAAUGUAAACUUUU